Colletotrichum orchidophilum is the source of this 1104-nucleotide messenger RNA. RefSeq names its product homoserine dehydrogenase. The record is from RefSeq and is a predicted model, not a curated record. Bases 1 to 1104 code for a protein of 367 amino acids. Gene Ontology annotation, biological process: aspartate family amino acid biosynthetic process; L-homoserine biosynthetic process. The transcript is spliced from 2 exons. NCBI's taxonomy places the organism in Eukaryota, Fungi, Ascomycota, Sordariomycetes, Glomerellales, Glomerellaceae. Gene Ontology annotation, molecular function: aspartate kinase activity; homoserine dehydrogenase activity; NADP binding.
AUGGCCUCCUCUAAACAGGUUUUCAUCGCAAUCAUCGGUGCUGGCGGAGUUGGAAAAUGCUUCCUGUCCCAGCUUGAGACCUUGGCUGCCCGUCGACCGUCCCCGAAGCUCACUCUGAUCUACAUCUCGACCAGCAAGAAGGCCUUGUACGAUGCCAACUACGCUCCCAUCCCCUUUGCUGGCGCCAUCGAGGAAUUGUCUCGCGCUUCGCAAGCUCCUCCUGCUCUCCCCCAGCUCGCCGAGUAUCUUGCCGCUGUCGCUCCCCCGGCCAAGGUCGUCUUAGUCGAUAACACCAGCUCCCAGGAUGUCGCCGAUGCGUACCCUGUCUUCCUCGGUAAGGGAAUCAGCAUCGUGACCCCGAACAAAAAGGCCUUCUCUGGGUCCUACAAGCUGUGGCAGGAUAUUUUCAGCGCGGCGUCGACCUCCGGUGCUAAGGUUUACCACGAGUCUUCGGUGGGCGCGGGCCUGCCUGUCAUCUCGACGUUGAAGGAUCUUGUCGACACGGGUGAUCGCGUCACCAAGAUUGAAGGUGUUUUCAGCGGUACUAUGUCCUUCCUCUUCAACUCUUUUGCUCCGACUUCGGGCGCUGGCGGCAAGUGGUCUGCCGAGGUGGCCAAGGCCAAGGAGCUGGGCUACACGGAGCCCGACCCGAGAGACGAUCUGAACGGCCUCGAUGUCGCCCGUAAGCUCACCAUUCUGGCUAGACUGGCGGGACUUCCCGUCGAGUCGCCCACCUCGUUCCCUGUCCAGAGCUUGAUUCCCAAGGAGCUCGAGUCAUGCUCAAGCGGAGAUGAGUUCCUGCAGAGGCUGCCCGGAUUUGACACUCAAAUGGAGGAGACCAAGGCUGCUGCAGAAAAGCAGGGCAAGGUCGUUCGCUUUGUUGGUAGCAUCGACGUCGCCAGCAAGCAGGUCAAGGUUGGCCUGGAGCAAUUCGACGCAUCCCACCCUAUUGCCGCCCUCAAGGGCAGCGAUAACAUCAUCAGCUUCUACACGGAACGUUACGGCAGCAACCCACUCAUCGUCCAGGGGGCGGGCGCUGGUGGAGAUGUCACGGCCAUGGGUGUCACGGCUGAUUUGAUCAAGGUAUUGGGCCAGAUUGCUUGA